Molecule: messenger RNA, 1095 nt
Organism: Prunus armeniaca (apricot)
Lineage: Eukaryota; Viridiplantae; Streptophyta; Magnoliopsida; Rosales; Rosaceae
Source: the annotation of a GenBank genome assembly
AUGGCAGCAAGAACUUACAACAUUGCUACGCUAUGCCUUCCAAGGGACAUGUGCAAGGCAGAGAAGAAUGAGAUGGCUACCAAAUUGGGGUUUUAUCGUUCGAGGCGUGUAGCAAUGAUCACAAGCAAAAACGGAAAGUUUUCGGUGAGAAGCAGCGCCGGAGGAACUCCUAGAAGUGUGGAGACAAUCAAUGGAAAGGUCAAUGGGGUUCAUGUGGGAGAGGGUACAUUGUUUGGAAACAAAAAUAGUACAGAGUUAAUUAAAGAUAGUGACAUUGAUGCACCUGCUCAUUCCUCUUUGCAUGGAAAUUUUGUUGAGGGCAGCCAUUGGUUGCAGGAAACAGCUCUAAAUCAUGUGACAAGCUCUGGCCUGGCUGGAAACGGGUUCGGUGCUACCCGUGAGAUGAGCAUCCGGAAGCUUAUUUGGGUUGUCACCCGCAUCUUCAUUCAAGUACAGAGAUAUAGCUCCUGGGGAGAUGUUGUUGAAAUAGAUACUUGGGUGGAUGCAGCAGGCAAAAAUGGAAUGCGCAGGGAUUGGAUCAUCCGAGACUACAAGACUCAAGAAAUCAUUACAAGAGCUACAAGCACUUGGGUGAUCAUGAACAGAGAAACAAGAAGGCUGUCCAAGAUUCCAGAACAAGUGAGACAGGAAGUGCUACCAUUCUACCUAAACAGAGUUGCAGUCGCCGCUGAGAAAAAUGACAGCGAAAAAAUCGACAAGCUCACCGACGGCACUGCAGGGAGGAUCCGAUCAGGCUUAGCACCCAGAUGGAGUGACAUGGAUGCCAACCAGCAUGUAAACAAUGUGAAAUACAUUGGAUGGAUUUUGGAGAGCGUGCCCAUCAAUGUGUUGGGAGAUUAUGAUCUCACGAGCAUGACAUUGGAGUAUAGACGUGAAUGCAGGCAAUCAAACUUGCUAGAGUCCAUGACAAGUGCAAGAGCAAGUUUGGCUGAAGACUCCAGUUGCAAGAACAACUCCAUCAACCGUAGGCCCGACCUAGAGUACACGCAUCUGCUUCGGAUGCAGGCUGAUAAGGCGGAGAUAGUACGAGCACGAACAGAGUGGCAUCUCAAGCGAAAACAUAAGUUGCACUGA